AUUCUCGGCAAUUAAUCUCGUGCCAAGAUAUUUUUGCGAAAAAAUAAUAAGUAUUAAUACGAAUGAAGUAUCCUUGUAAAACAAUAAAGUUACUUCAAUUAUAAAUUCCUGACCUGACUUUUUCCAGCAGAGAUUGGACAACAUAAUCCUUUAAGGAAGAAACAAGAUGCGGCUCACAGCGGUAGUGCGGAUGCCUAUGCUGCAUAAGCGGAUGAAGGACUUGUCGUGGAAGAGAUGGAGGAAGCCAGGAAUUAUGGAUUUAGGGAUGGAGAAGAAACUUCGCGAUGAGGGGGUCGAUGUUAUUGAUGCAAAUCAAUUUGUUCGCGAAAUGGAUCGAAAUUUGUAUCCUACAGAUUGGAGAACUUUACCUGAUAUGAAGCCCGUGUUCCCUAAGCCACCUGCACCGAAUAGUCGAGACCACCCAGAUUGGCAUGAUAAGCCAGUUAUGGUGUUUGAGCAAGAGAGUUUUCCCAUGGAGGGAGUCAAUCAAGCGCAGGCAUUUACAAAAAGUGUUCAAGUGAAAGAUGGUCUUCCUGACUCACUGUUGGAAUCCUGCAAUUUUAUAAAACUUCAGAAUCCUGGGGAUGCAGCUGAACGGAUCGUUAAACAAGCAUUUUUGUGGGACGCAUACACAGAAAAAUUGCCAAAUCUAAAGAAUUUUGAUUUUCCAACCAGAGUAUUUCGUCGACCUAUGGGAAUUCCUGCCAGGCGAUCUAAUGAACUAUUGAUGAGAAAUCUUUUACGAUUAAUUGAACAAGACAAUUCAAGUGAGGCGUUGUCAAAAAUGAUUUCCAACGACGAAGAAUUUCGAGUUAACGUAAAACGUCAUGGGUCCGAUGUUCAAAUGAGAUUGUCCCCUCUAAUGAAUAUUAUGUCUAAGCGACCUCUUUGCCCAUUCCUCGAUUCGAGUGAAAGUAUAACAGAGAACCACCAAAUCCCAAAUAUUUACCCAUUUUUAUCAACAGCUAAUUUCAACAAUCAAAAUGUCUACAAAGAGGGAGACUUUUUUUCCGUGAGUGCAAAUAGUGCAUUUCCUCAUAUUCACACUGCCGUAUUCUCACACCAUAUUCCGGGAUCUCAUACUCAUAUCCACCCACGAUGGAAUGAUGACCGAUAUUCAGGCGCAACUAUAAUGUAUGCUUUUGCUACGGCGUUACUGGGAGCUCGACGGAAAUUUGGGGAUAACUCGUCGACACUUCCAGAGCCUGUUACAAGCCAGGUAGUUCACCUUACAGGGAAAGAGUUCCAAUUUGCAGUCUUUCAACUAAACACUUUGGACCUGGACAACGACUCGUCCAAAAUUAAAAACAUUGUUUGGCUAACAGAUAAAAUCAAUUUAUUCAGCCACAUAGAAAACAAGCUGGGUACAGAAUUGUUUGACGGAUACAAUCCUGAGCCAUUUAAGAUUUUAAAGGGUUUAUAUUCAAGUCCUACUAUUUAAUUUGUUUGUGACCAAGUAUUUAAGAUUUGAUAUAAGGUCAUUUAGAUUUCGAAUAUAAACAUAUUUGCUUGCUAGUAUGCUGCGAAGUUAAUUGCAGUUUCUGUAUCAUUACGAUUGGAAAUAUCUUCGUUUUGCCGCGUUAUAGCUGAGCCAUAUUUUGUGAUGUCCUCAGUUGGAGCUGAAAUUAAGAAAUAGACAAUGUGCACAUUACGGUACGCAAUUUGUAUCUACGAAAAAAUUUAAUGUACUGACGUUGACGUGGAUAUGUUGCGUUACUACUCGCAGUUGGCGACUGCAUCCAUCGCGACCCCCAAGCAUUUCUCUAUUAUUAAGUAAUAUUUUGUUCAUUUUGAAAUUCGCCAGAAGCUUGUAUUGAUUUAUCAUCCUUACCGAAUGAACUUUAUCCCAGCAUUUGCAACAACUCAUUAUUGGUGGUAGAAUUAGUAAUCCAGAAAAUCCCAACAAAGCACAACAAAAUGUCAUGCAAUCGUACCAUGGAUCAUCUAGAAAUGUUAAUUAUUCUUUUAAAAUAAGUUUUCCAACACUAUGUAACAACUGAGCUUACCACCAGUUAAUACUAGGAUCACACUAGUACCAAGAAUGAACAACCAAAACAAUGGCAUCGUAAAUACCAUCCAGUAGAACCAGCUUUUAUUCCUGUACCCUACGCAGCCUGAUUAAGUUGGGUCCAUAAUAAUAUAUUUCUAAUAAAAUUCAAUGACAAUCUCUCUAGA
This is a messenger RNA of Folsomia candida, 2175 nucleotides long. RefSeq names its product 39S ribosomal protein L37, mitochondrial (gene mRpL37). Gene Ontology annotation, biological process: translation. Gene Ontology annotation, cellular component: ribosome; mitochondrion. NCBI's taxonomy places the organism in Eukaryota, Metazoa, Arthropoda, Collembola, Entomobryomorpha, Isotomidae. Gene Ontology annotation, molecular function: structural constituent of ribosome. The record is from RefSeq and is a predicted model, not a curated record. The transcript is spliced from 7 exons. Bases 167 to 1441 code for a protein of 424 amino acids.